Eutrema salsugineum is the source of this 894-nucleotide messenger RNA. RefSeq names its product growth-regulating factor 6. Gene Ontology annotation, biological process: DNA-templated transcription; developmental process; regulation of DNA-templated transcription. Gene Ontology annotation, cellular component: nucleus. The record is from RefSeq and is a predicted model, not a curated record. Gene Ontology annotation, molecular function: ATP binding. NCBI's taxonomy places the organism in Eukaryota, Viridiplantae, Streptophyta, Magnoliopsida, Brassicales, Brassicaceae.
AUGGACACUUUAUCAAUAAAAACAUACCUACUCUCUACAUUUGCAAUUUUGCAAAUACAACCCUCUUCUUUACUCUCUCUCUCUCUUUUUUUAAUGGCGACUAGGAUUCCUUUCACAGAGUCUCAAUGGGAAGAGCUUGAAAAUCAAGCUCUUGUCUUCAAGUACUUAGCUGCAAAUGUUCCAGUUCCACCUCAUCUUCUCUUCCUCAUCAGAAGACCCUUUCUCUUCUCUUCUUCUUCUUCUUCUUCUUCUUCUUCAUCUUCUUCUUCACCUUCCACCUUCCUAUCUCCACACUUUGGAUGGAACGUGUAUGAGAUGGGAAUUAGAAGAAAGAUAGACGCAGAGCCAGGAAGAUGCAGAAGGACUGAUGGCAAGAAAUGGAGAUGCUCUAAAGAAGCUUCUACGGAUUCUAAGUACUGUGAGAGACAUAUGCAUAGAGGCAAGAACCGUUCAUCAAGAAAGCCUCUUCCUCCACUUCCUCCUCCUCAAUUCACUUUUUCCUCCACACCAAGUCUCUCUCUAGACUCUUCUCUCUCUUCUUCUUCCAGGGUAAGAAGUAAAAGACGUGGAUACAUGGAUGAUUUCUUCUCCAUAGAACCUUCAGGGUCAAUCAGAAGCUCCUCUGGUUUAGCAGUGGAAGAUUAUGAUGGCUCUUGUGGAUAUGAAUCUCUGAAACAGAGGGAGAAGCAGCCUAAUCGAAGUUGCUUCAUCCUUGGCACUGACUUGAGGACGCGAGAGAGGCCACUGAUGCUUGAGGAGAAGCUGAAACAAAGAGAAGACAAAGAUUAUGAAGAUGAAGAUGAGGAAGAAGAGCAACGGAGUAAGAGAGUUUAUAAGUUCCUUGAUGAAUGGCCUUCUUCUAAAUCUUCAGUUUCUACCUCACUCUUUAUUUGA